Messenger RNA from Gavialis gangeticus (Gharial), 863 nucleotides. RefSeq names its product transmembrane protein 60 (gene TMEM60). The record is from RefSeq and is a predicted model, not a curated record. The transcript is spliced from 2 exons. The coding region runs from base 238 to 642 and encodes 134 amino acids. NCBI's taxonomy places the organism in Eukaryota, Metazoa, Chordata, Crocodylia, Gavialidae.
CGAAAGCAGAGGACGGGCCGCGACGAGGCUGGCGGAAGCUGGAACUGUUCCUAGCCGGCCUUGCUCCCUCUGCGGCGCGCGGGACGAUGUGACGCGACGCCACGCGAGGAGCCGACCCGACCCGACCCGCGGCGGGGCUGUCCCGGAGCAGCUCCUGCCGCUGCGCAGCGCGGGGGGCCUGGGCCUGCCUGGUAGGUUGUUGCUGACAAUCAGAAAUUCCCUCUUAAAGCUGUGUAAAUGAGAAUGUCCCUGGCUCAGAGAGUGCUGCUCACAUGGCUUUUCACGUUACUCUUCUUGAUCAUGUUGGUGUUAAAACUGGAUGAGAAAGCACCAUGGAACUGGUUUCUUAUAUUUAUUCCAGUCUGGAUUUUUGAUACUAUUCUUCUAGUUAUGUUAAUUGUAAAAAUGGCUGGACGUUGCAAGUCUGGCUACGACCCGCGCAAUGGCUCCCAGAACAUUAAGAAAAAAACCUGGUAUGUCAUUGCAAUGCUGCUUAAAUUAGCCUUCUGCCUUGCCCUCUGUGCUAAACUGCAACAAUUCACCACCAUGAAACUAGCAUACGUAUUUAUUCCCUUAUGGGCCUUACUCAUUGGAGGCAUGAUCGAGCUCGGAUAUAACAUCUUCUACGUACGAAGAGACUAAGUUGUUACAACUGUUUUUUUUCAAGCCUGUCAGUGAGUGCCACCAAAAUUACUGGACCAUCAUAGCUUGCUUCAGCCUCAAGUUCCAUACAAAAAACUGCAGCUAAGAUAAUGGUCAUAAGUUAGAGAGUUUAUCUGGACCAGUCGGGGGACAUAAAGUGGAUUUGCUCCAUUUUUUCUAUCACAGACAUGUUCAUGUAAAUAAAGUUACACUUGACUUCA